UUUGCUUAUCGCACCGUGACCGGACCUCUCAAGACAAUGACACUGAACCCAGUUUGGAAUUUCGUGGAAGGUUUAAAUCCGUGCACAGUUAACUGAACAUGCUGGAGGUGCAUGUGUACUCACAAAAGCAGCAAGCAACAACAACAGCACUACAUCAUGCAGGGCAAAGCAUGGAAGACCAGAGGCUCUCUGUUCCAUGCUCUAUAGAGUCUAUUAUUAUGGUCUCACACAGCACAUGAGCUUGCACUUGCAGUUUUGAGACCCUUUUCUGUUUCUACACUGUAGUGUGUAACAUCACCAUCUAGCUGACUUUUACCUUAUUUGGACCAUGGCAGAACGAGAGCCACUUCUUAAUGGGCAAUUUAAAAACUACCCGCCCACAGAAAACUACACCAACACAAGAUCUCCCUGUAAUAGCAGUGAUAGUGAGAUUGCACAAGGGAUGUCUAACACACAUGACAGUUUGAAAGUGUCAUCAGAACGACGACUAGCAACUGCACAUUCAACUACUGAUAUGCAGACCUUGAUGCACUUAAUUAAAGGUAAUAUUGGAACAGGUUUGCUGGGGCUCCCAUUUGCAGUACAGAACGCAGGAAUACUGCUUGGACCACUUGGGCUGGCCAUCAUGGGAGUCAUUGCAGUAAACUGUAUGCACAUUAUGGUGCAAGUCUGUCAUGAUCUUUGUAAAAGAACCAACAGUGUGACUUUAGAUUAUGGAGAGGUCGCUGAGCAGUCCCUUAAACAUGGUCCUGUAGCUUGGUUACAGAGACGAUCCUCCAUCGGAAGAUACAUUGUUAAUGGGUUUCUAGUCUUCUCCCAGCUUGGUUUAUGCUGUGUGUAUUUCCUUUUCAUGGCUGACAACAUAAGACAGAUAUAUUCCAAUUAUUAUGCGAGUGUUCCAUCUAUGCAAAUCUUUCUGUUGAUGUUACUGCCUUUGGUUCUCAUCUACUGCUACAUCAGGAACCUGGAUGAUUUAGCUCCCUUCUCUGCGCUUGGCAAUAUUCUCAUUCUAUCAGGAAUAGCCAUUAUACUUGGGUAUCUAGCCUCCCACAUAGGAGACCAAGUUGACCCAACAACAUUACCUCUAGCUACCAGCCUAGAUGGAUUCUUCUUCUUCUUUGGUGCAGCCAUUUACUCUUAUGAAGGCAUUGGUGUUGUAUUACCAUUAGAGAACAAGAUGAAGAAUCCACAGAACUUUACCCGAGUGCUUCUUGGUGGGAUGUUGAUCGUUGUUAUACUCUAUAUCUCCAUGGGCACUCUGGGAUACCUUUGUUUUGGAGACGACACCCAGGACACCAUUACUCUGAAUUUACCCAAUACUAGUCUGUACUUGGCAGUGAGAGUCAUGAUUGUGGCGGCUGUUUUUGUUUCAUAUGGAGUUCAGUUUUAUGUUCCCAUGACAAUACUGUGGCCGUUUAUAAUGGAUAGAAUUUCAGAACGAUAUCAUUUUAUUGGAGAGAUGAUCCUCAGAACCAUCUUGGUAACACUAGCAAUGGUCCUGGCUAUGGUAGUCCCUCAUCUAGCCCUCUUCAUUGCAUUUAUUGGUGCUUUCAGUUCCUCCGCCCUGGCUCUCAUCUUCCCACCGCUUCUUCAAGAAAUCUCGUCUUACUCCAAGGGCUACUCCAGCCUUAGCAGGAUACUGCAAGUCAUCCGUAAUGUUUUCUUCAUAGUAUUUGGCUUUGUUGGGUUUGUAUUUGGCACCUACGUUGCCCUAAAAGGAAUCAUUGAGGACUUUUGAGAUAGCCUCGACUGAUUGACGUACAAGGAACUUGCGGAGAGUUUGUGAAAGACAAUCGUCACAAACAUUUGUGGCAAUUUGUUUGCUCAAGUCAGAAAACGAUCAUACAUCUUGUUGUUAAAUGCCACAUUUUGCCUGCCAGGUCUGUAUGCCUUGUUUUUGAAUGGGCAAGGGCACUAAGGCAUUUCCUCCUUGGCAAAGGGCACCCUAUGAGGAAAUUGUAAAUUUGU
Molecule: messenger RNA, 1968 nt
Organism: Asterias rubens (European starfish)
Lineage: Eukaryota; Metazoa; Echinodermata; Asteroidea; Forcipulatida; Asteriidae
Product: proton-coupled amino acid transporter 1-like
Exons: 11
Coding region: 329-1738 (469 amino acids)
Biological process (GO): amino acid transmembrane transport; L-alanine transport
Cellular component (GO): vacuolar membrane
Molecular function (GO): L-proline transmembrane transporter activity; L-alanine transmembrane transporter activity
Source: RefSeq, a predicted model, not a curated record